ACUAAAAAAGGUUUCCGCCUUAGAGAUCACUCCAUUUCUGCUGCACUCCUCUCUUCUUCUUCUCCAAAAAUCUCGCUUCUCACCCACAUUGGUAGAUCUCUUCUACCUCCAUUCCUUCCUCAUGCCAUUCGUCCCAAAUCUCGCCUUCUCCGCCUUUGUUGCUCUCUCCAUCUCCUUCUGAGCACAACCACUUCGAGAAGUAGUUGCGAUGUCCUCUUCUUCCUCAAAACCCUCUUCUAAGCCCUCAAAGCCCGUUGCCCAAUCCCAAUCUUCACCGCAACCCAAGCCCUCGUCACUCUCCUCCCACAUCGCCUUGGUUGAGCUCAAAUCCCGUAUCCUCGCCUCAGUCUUGAAGCUCUCCGACCGCGAUACUUACCAGAUCGCCAUCGACGACCUCGAGAAAGUAAUCGGUUCGUUGCCAUCUGAUGGCUUCUCCGUGCUCUUAUCCUGCCUCCUAAUCGACCCUGCUUCCCCGGCCGGCGACUCCGCUGCGGCUGUCAGCGGACGCAAUGUUGCCCGCCGCGAGUCCGUCCGCCUCCUCGCCCUUCUCUGCUCCGCCCAACCAGACGCUGGUGCCAGUCAUCUCUCCAAGAUAAUUGCUCACAUCAUCCGCCGCCUCAAGGACCCUUUGUCGGACUCCUCCGUACGCGACGCUUGUCGCGACGCUUUCGGCUCGCUCGCAACGCUUUAUCUUCGCUCCCAUGCGAAUGAAGCGUAUAAUGGCGGAGGAGGGGGAGGUGGGUCCUCAACUGCGGCUUCGUUGGCUGGGUUGUUCGUGAAGCCACUGUUGGAAGUGUUGGGGGAGCAAAAUAAGACGGUGCAAAUUGGGGCAGCGGCGUCACUCGCAAAGGUGGUGGAAUGCGGGGGAGUCGGCGGCGGAGCGGUGGCGUUUCAGAAGCUUUGUCCAAGGAUCUGCAAGAUGCUUGCAGGGCAGAGCUUCCUUGCAAAAGGGGCUUUACUCUCGGUUAUUUCGAGCUUAGCUCAGAUAGGUGCAAUUGGUACCCAGGGUAUGCCAACUGUGCUUCAAAGCAUUCGUGAAUGUCUUGAUAAUAGUGAUUGGGCCACUCGUAAGUCUGCUGCAGAUGCUUUGGUUGUGCUUGCCUCUUAUUCAGGUCAUUUGAUUACCGAUGGGACUUCUCAAAUAAUUGAUUCUCUUGAGGCUUGCCGUUUUGAUAAGGUGAAACCCGUGAGAGAUAGCAUGAUGGACGCAUUGCAAGUUUGGAAAAAAGUUUCAAGCAAGAGUGAUACUACUGCACCAGAGGAUUCAAUGGAGAGAAAAGUUGCCAAAUCCUGGAAUGAUGAGAAGUUGGACGAUAAACAAUCAAAUCUCAACAGUAAAAGCUCAGGAUCUGUUAAAGAUUUAUCUCUUGAUUCUUCACCUACUGGCGACAAAUUUUUGUCGAAAGGAAAGGACAGCAAUAUUCCAGAGAAUGCUGCAGUUAUACUAAAAAAAAAGGUACCCUCCUUGAAAGACAAAGAGUUGAAUCCAGAGUUCUUCCAAAAACUUGAAACAAGAAGUUCAAAUGACGUUUCUGUUGAAGUUAUGCUACCCCGUAGAUGCCUUGAAUCAUCCCACACGCUAGGUGAAGAUGAGCAAGGCUCGCCUGAAGGUGGUUCUAGGGCUAAUCUUGAUGGAGUUCCUGGCUUCGAAUUGAAUGAAAAUCAUGGACGUGUUGGCCUUAGCUAUCAUAACACUGAGAAAAGGCUAGGCACUAAUAACAAUCAACAAGACUUGGAUUACAUUAUUAGAGAUAAGUGGACUGAAAGAGGAUCCAGGUCAAGGGACUCGAAGAUGAGGUCUUUUGAUGCUCAUGAGAGGGUUGAACUCAAUCAGGACUCUCUUGCACACCGGGCAAACAUAUUUCAGGCUGAAAGUCUAGUCGAAAGCUCUGGCAUGAACAACAAAGGAAAUUGGUUAGCCAUUCAGAGGCAGUUAUCACAGUUGGAGAGGCAACAAGCUCAUCUUAUGGACAUGUUGCAGGACUUCAUGGGGGGCUCUCAUGAUAGCUUAGUAACUUUGGAGAACAGAGUGCGUGGACUUGAGAGAGUUGUUGAAGAAAUGGCACAGGAUUUAUCAAUAUCAUCUGGGAGGAGGGGGGGCAAUGUAAUGAUGGGGUUUGAGGGAUCUCCUGGACGGUCCUCAAACAAGUACAAUAGUCUUCAAGAUUAUGGUGGUUCAAAGUUUGUCAGGGGAAAUGAAAGUAGAAUUCCAUUUUCUGAAAGAUAUCUCUCAUCAGAUGGCAUGGUUCCAGGAUCAAGGGGAAGAGAUGCUCCAUGGAGACCAGAUUCCGAAGGACGGGAUCCUUAUGUAUAUACUGGUCAAAGAAAUGGGGUCUCAAGUGGAAGGAGAGGAUUUACUUCCUCAUUGGUUGAUGGCAAAUUUCCAAAACAUGAGCCUGAUGUUGAGCAAGUUGGCAGCAGAAGAGCUUGGAGCAAGAGUCAAGGACCAUUUAGGCUUGGUGAAGGUCCUUCCGCAAGAAGUGUCUGGCAAGCCUCCAAGGAUGAGGCCACCUUGGAAGCUAUCCGAGUGGCCGGAGAUGAUAAUGGAACCUCCCGGAUUGGGGCACGUGGGCCAAUCGCCGAACUGGAUGCAGAAAUUACAACAUUUGAUAACUCUAGGCAAGAAAGGGGCCAGCUUUGGAUCUCAUGGAACCGUGCUAUGGAUUCACUUCAUGUUGGUGAUUUGGACUCAGCAUAUGCAGAAGUGUUGUCUACAGGUGAUGACGUUUUGCUUGUGAAGCUGAUGGAAAGGUCUGGGCCUGCCUUUAAUGAGCUCUCAGGUGAAGUAGCAAGCGAGUUGUUGCAUGCAGUUGGGCAAUUUGUGCUUGAACAAAGCUUGUAUGACUUAGCUCUUGCUUGGAUUCAGCAGUUGCUGGAUCUGAUCGUGGAAAAUGGAGAGGAUUUCCUUGGAAUACCUGUGGAAGUUAAGAGAGAGAUGCUAUUCAAUCUUUAUGAAGCAUCUGCUAUGGAGCUGCCUGAAGAUUGGGAAGGGGCUUCUGCAGAGCAGAUAAUGCUACAACUUGCUACAGCUUGGGGAAUCAACAUUCAGCAACUUAUGAAGUAAGUUCUACACCUUUUGUUACAUUAUUUGCUACCGGCCCUUCUAGAAAGAUUUCUUUGGUAAAUAAUGAACCUUCAUGAAGCUUCUAGAACAACGGAGCAGCUUCCUUAGAACAGAAUUACACAGCUUCGUCAUCUUGGUUGGAUCUAUAUUCAGCAAUUAUAUAGUAAGGCUCUCUUGAAUUUUUUUUUUUUUCUUUAUAUUUGUAAUGAAUCUAUACAGUAGGAAAUUUUAUUUUUGGUCUACAAGCAUUCAUGUAGGAUACUUUACUAUUGUUAUAUUCAAGAGCUCAUUAGUAGCCGUAGAAACAAGGCUUACAAUUUGCAAACUGUAAUCAAGGAGAAUCUAAUCCAACUGGCUUUUAAUAGGCUCAA
This is a messenger RNA of Dendrobium catenatum, 3435 nucleotides long. RefSeq names its product microtubule-associated protein TORTIFOLIA1. The transcript has 6 exons. The record is from RefSeq and is a predicted model, not a curated record. Gene Ontology annotation, molecular function: microtubule binding. Gene Ontology annotation, cellular component: cortical microtubule, transverse to long axis. NCBI's taxonomy places the organism in Eukaryota, Viridiplantae, Streptophyta, Magnoliopsida, Asparagales, Orchidaceae. Gene Ontology annotation, biological process: circumnutation; multicellular organism development; unidimensional cell growth. The coding region runs from base 209 to 3064 and encodes 951 amino acids.